UAAAGACAAUCUGCCGGAAUAAUAAUUCGUUUGAUAUUUUAGAAUAUUUUCUAGUUUCCUAAGCAACGAGGAGUAAAUAAUAUUAAAAAACUGUUUAUAAUUAAAAUAAAAUCUAUAUUCUGUGAAUAUUUGUUGAAAUAAAUUACCAAAAAAAUGGCUGAGGGUGAUAAAAUUGAGGUACGCGAUAUUACACGCAUUGAACGUAUUGGAGCACAUUCCCAUAUUCGUGGUUUGGGUUUGGACGAUGUAUUGGAAGCUCGUGCUGUUUCCCAGGGUAUGGUGGGCCAGAAAGAUGCCCGUCGUGCUGCGGGUAUUGUCGUACAAAUGGUGCGUGAGGGUAAAAUAGCUGGUCGCUGUGUUCUGUUGGCCGGUGAGCCAAGUACUGGUAAAACAGCCAUAGCUGUUGGUAUGGCUCAGGCCUUGGGAACUGAAACCCCAUUUACCAGUAUGUCCGGUUCAGAAAUAUAUUCUUUGGAAAUGAGUAAAACUGAGGCUCUGUCACAGUCAUUACGUAAAAGUAUUGGAGUACGUAUUAAGGAGGAGACAGAGAUUAUCGAAGGCGAGGUGGUGGAGAUACAGAUUGAUCGUCCAGCAACGGGCACAGGACAAAAGAUUGGCAAGGUCACCUUAAAAACCACAGAAAUGGAAACUAACUACGAUUUGGGUAAUAAAAUCAUUGAAUGUUUUAUUAAGGAGAAAAUACAAGCUGGCGAUGUGGUAACCAUAGAUAAGGCUUCCGGUAAGGUAAAUAAACUAGGACGUAGUUUCACUAGAGCACGUGAUUAUGAUGCUACCGGUGCCCAGACACGUUUUGUUCAAUGUCCCGAGGGAGAAUUGCAAAAACGCAAAGAAGUAGUACACACUGUUACCCUGCAUGAAAUUGAUGUUAUAAACAGUCGUACCCAUGGUUUCUUGGCAUUAUUCUCUGGAGAUACAGGCGAAAUAAAACAAGAGGUGCGUGAUCAAAUCAAUAAUAAAGUCUUGGAAUGGAGAGAAGAGGGUAAAGCUGAAAUAAAUCCAGGUGUAUUGUUCAUUGAUGAGGCUCACAUGUUAGAUAUCGAAUGUUUUUCGUAUCUCAAUCGUGCUCUUGAAUCGGACAUGGCUCCGGUAGUGGUGAUGGCCACUAACCGUGGUAUUACCCGCAUCAGAGGCACAACUUAUCGCAGUCCUCAUGGUAUACCCAUUGAUUUGCUAGAUCGUAUGAUUAUUAUACGCACCGUGCGGUACUCUGAAAAGGAAAUGAAGGAAAUUUUAAAAAUACGCAGCGAAGAGGAAGAUUGUCUUAUGCAUCCCGAUGCUAUGGCCAUUUUAACAAAGAUUGCCACCGAUACUAGUCUACGUUAUGCCAUACAAUUAAUUACUACCGCCAAUUUAGUGUGUCGUCGUCGUAAGGCCACCGAAGUGACGACAGAAGAUGUCAAAAAAGUUUAUUCGCUAUUUUUAGAUGAAAAUCGCUCAAGUCAGAUUUUGAAAGAGUAUCAAGAUGAAUAUAUGUUUAGUGAAAUCGAAGAAGAAAUCAAAGAGGUACCAGCUAUAGUAACAAAACGUGAAGAAGAUGCUGGCGGUGAUGGCCUACCCAUGGAACAUUAAAUAUUUUUAAACAACAUUCUCAUAAACAUUUGAUUUUUUUGUUCUUUUUUUAAAUAUACUGUAAUUUUAUUGUUUUUUUGAUUUGGAAUCAAUAAACUAUUAAGAAACUUAAUAAAAAAAAA
This is a messenger RNA of Calliphora vicina (urban bluebottle blowfly), 1712 nucleotides long. It is a transcript of the gene rept, whose product is annotated as RuvB-like helicase 2 rept. Lineage: Eukaryota; Metazoa; Arthropoda; Insecta; Diptera; Calliphoridae. Gene Ontology annotation, molecular function: ATP binding; ATP hydrolysis activity; DNA helicase activity. The transcript is spliced from 2 exons. The record is from RefSeq and is a predicted model, not a curated record. Gene Ontology annotation, biological process: box C/D snoRNP assembly; regulation of transcription by RNA polymerase II; chromatin remodeling. The coding region runs from base 154 to 1590 and encodes 478 amino acids. Gene Ontology annotation, cellular component: Swr1 complex; Ino80 complex; R2TP complex.